GUUGACUUCUAUGGCGGCACCAGAUUCAGUCAUAAUUUCAUUGCAAUUUGUGAAUGUCUGGCUGUGGGUUGGAUUUUUGGUGCUGACCAAUUUUCUAACUUCAUUGAGGAUGUGGCAGGACAGAGACCAUCUGUUUUAUUCAAACUGUGCUGGAAAUACGUCAUCCCUCUGCUGUCACUGAUUUCCUUCAUCCUGUACCUGGUUGAUUACAAACAUCUCAGGAUUAAUGACUGGUACGUUUACCCUGACUGGGCGUACACACUGGGAUGGACUAUGAUAUUCUCCUCUAUUGUCAUGGUGCCACUGUGUGCCGCUGUACAGAUGAUUUUGACAGCAGGGACCUUCAGACAGCGUUUGUCUGUCCUUUGUCGUCCUGGUGGAGAUCCAGCCUGGCAGAGAAGAACAAUGGAAGAGGAGGGAACGACUGUUGAACUGACGAACCCUGCAGUGACAACUUAGUGACCUGCAAAGUCUGAUUAAUGAAACAUUUCAGCUAUCAUCAAGCGAUUUAAAUGACAAAGCUGAAACAGUGAUGAAUCAACAAAAUGAAUUUGUGACUUUUCUGUAUUGUUUUAAUUUAACCUGUAACUGUUGAUCAAAUAAAACAAAACAAAAGGUCACCUUGACCUUUGUUAGAUAAAUCUGGUCCCAGGUGCUGUGUCUCUUACUAGCCCAGGUGAGUAGGCUGCCAGCCUGCUGACAUUGGGUAUUA
Scatophagus argus is the source of this 712-nucleotide messenger RNA. Its product is annotated as sodium- and chloride-dependent GABA transporter 3-like. The transcript is spliced from 4 exons. Gene Ontology annotation, cellular component: membrane. The annotation marks the transcript as partial. The record is from RefSeq and is a predicted model, not a curated record. Gene Ontology annotation, biological process: sodium ion transmembrane transport. NCBI's taxonomy places the organism in Eukaryota, Metazoa, Chordata, Actinopteri, Scatophagidae.